GAUGCUGUAUGCGGACUGGAGGCAACCACAAGAAAUACACGUGUGGGAGGAAGGUUGAAGCAGGAGCUUUACUAUCUGCGCAUCUUAUAGAAAGACAGUUGUGGUGACAUUGCUUGAAAACUUUAAGCAAACUGAGCGGCGCUAGCAUUCGUGAUAUUCAUUCACUAGUUUUCCUUCAUAUCGAAUCACAUUUCUUUUUAGGAAAUCCACGGUAGGCUACGCAUCUUAUCGCUGGUGCGUAAAGAUCUGUGCGUAAAACUAAAACUCUUCACUGCGGUGACAAAGCAAGUCAAGUGGGAUUCAUUCUACUUUAAAUCUUCAUUGUUGAAUAACUGAGUGUCACAAAGAGGAUUGAAUGGAGGUGGUUUGGUGAAAGCGACGCUUUCUCGGGACUUUAAAGUUUGGAUUAACGCUUUUAAAUCGUCCAUUUUUUCCCCCUAUCCUAUAAGUAGAAUGGAGCGUAGAUGCCGUACCUGUAUGGGACCCUGACAGUUUUGGAUCUCUUAAUUGCCACGGGUAUCACUUUCUAUGCGUAACAAGAGGGGGAUAAAACUGAGCUGAAAUCCCCUUCAGGAGCAACUUUAUUUCCGAGAGCUUCCAGCAGCGAAUCAGUGGAGUAUUCAUGAAGCAAUAUUUGAACUAUUACAAGAUGAGGCUGAGAACUUCGAGGUUAGGUUAUCUGUUACUUCAGUUCACGGCGCUUUGCUUUUACGCACAGAACACCGUGCAGUCCUCUCCGAAUUUCAAGCACCACGUUACCGAGCAGAGCCGGCUAUCGGACCGGAUGAGCCGCAGGCUGACCCGAACCUACCAGCUGUACAGUCGCACCAGCGGGAAACACGUCCAGGUCCUGGCCAACAAGAGGGUGAACGCCAACGGAGAAGACGGAGCGGCACACGCUAAACUGGAAGUGGAGACGGAUUCUUUUGGAAGUCGCAUUCGAAUUAAAGGGGUGAAGACAGGAUAUUACAUAUGUAUGAACAAGAAGGGGAAGUUGAUCGGCAAGCGGAAAGGGCGAGGCAAGGACUGCAUCUUCACCGAGAUUGUUCUGGAAAACAACUACACCGCACUCCAGAACGCCAAGUACGAGGGCUGGUACAUGGCUUUUACACGCAAGGGCCGCCCCAGGAAGGCCUCCAAGACCAAGCAACACCAGAGGGAGGCCCACUUCAUGAAGCGUCUACCCAGGGGGCACUUGCUGAGUGAGAAGAGACCGUUUGAUGUUCUUCCUCUCCCUGUCCCCGCGCACCCUUUCAACAAGCGGACUAAACAUUCCCACCACCAGCGCUCAGGGGGACGCUGAGGUCUGAAACCACUGAGGGAGAACCGUGGAUGAACCAGCACAGAAGAACCACUACAAGAGAAAACCAUGUGCUUCAUGCAAACUAACUUUUCCUGUCAAGUGCCAAUACACUUUUUGCCUCAUUUUUGGAUUCGAUAUAUAAUUUUUUGUUGUUUUUUUUGUACUGGCUUGUAUGUAAACAUUGACUAUCUAAUCUGUUAGAUUUUUUUUCCAAUUCAGACAAACUGUAGAACGCUUAUUUUCUUAUUAAAUCAGGAGGCAUUUAAAGUACAGGAGAGCUCAACAAUAAUUUCACGAAUGAAAACCCUUUGUUAGAAGUUAGUCAGCUCAGCAACAAAGAAUGUUUAAAUGAGUAUAAUGAAGCUAGACACGGCAGCUAUCUGUGGUUACAGCAUCUGACUUUCAGCUGACAUGCUAUCUUGCCUUUAUGAGGCCAUUUUGGAGACUAUGUAACCUGUUUUUUUUUUCUACAUAUAUAAAUAUAUUUUUACUGUAAAAAUGUAAAUUACAUCAAAUGAUGGAAAUAUUUAUUGUAGAGUGUAUAUUAAAACCACUAAAG
This is a messenger RNA of Neolamprologus brichardi, 1862 nucleotides long. RefSeq names its product fibroblast growth factor 8b (gene fgf8b). The record is from RefSeq and is a predicted model, not a curated record. NCBI's taxonomy places the organism in Eukaryota, Metazoa, Chordata, Actinopteri, Cichliformes, Cichlidae. Gene Ontology annotation, molecular function: growth factor activity.